AUGGACGGGCGGCGAAUGAGUUUACCAGUGCAGCAGGAGUUUUACGCAGUCGCUGUGGGUCGUAAAACCGGACUCUUUCAGACCUGGGACGAGCUGUACGCCCAAGUUAAUGGAUACCCAGGCGCGCGAUUUGAAGAAUUCAAGUCGCUCAAAGGCGCACUCGAGUACCUUCGAAAAGAACAGGACAACUCAACUCCUGUUCUCUCGGAUAAGCGAAAACGAUGCGUUUCAACGCGUGAUUUGUCGAUUUCAAGAACACCUGAAACUCCAAGAUUGACCAAACGGCGCAAGGUUCUGAGCAAAGCCGAAGAAAUCAAGCUUUCAAUUCAUAAACUUGAGGCGGAACAGACUAUUGUCCAAAACAAGAUCAAGUUUUUCGAAAACCGAAAGUCGAAAAUCGCUAAAGAACUCACCACUCUCAGGAAGAAUCUCGAAUCCGCAUCUAAAGAGGAGAAAACAGCGAAAAGAUCCCUCUUCCUGACUCCUAGAAAACCGAAAAAAUCUCUCUAA
Molecule: messenger RNA, 510 nt
Organism: Oikopleura dioica
Lineage: Eukaryota; Metazoa; Chordata; Appendicularia; Copelata; Oikopleuridae
Source: the annotation of a GenBank genome assembly